AUGCGAUAUCAAGACUGGGAUGUGCUUUUGUUCCCUGGAGACUCUAAGAUCCCCAUUCAAGAAUUUGAUACGAAGUGCUAUGCCUUGGAACAAGCAUCGUCCCUUCGAGGACUCGAGUUCAAUCGCAACAGCUACGAGUCAAUGACUAUACUACCUACCCUCACAUGCUUCGUGGCAAGUCUGGAACGUGGAUCAUCCUUUCGAGUCUCGGUUCAUAGCUGGGAGAAGCCGAAAGCGUCAAACCUGCUCUUGAGUUACAAGACGAUGGAGGAAAUUGUUUUGUUCGAAGCUAAAAUAUACAUCGACGGAAUAUUGACGGCUUGCCGGACCUUCGAAGACGGUGCCUGGCCAGAGGUCAUUGAAGACAAUCGCCAUCUUCGGUUUCCAAGCUUCCGCAAGGAAGUGCUUCAACAGCCACACUGGGAGCCUGGUGACCCUGUCGGUCGUAUCAAGGUUGUGAUUUCCGAGGGAGUCCUACGAGACACGACACCGCCGACUGCCUCCUCAAUCAUAUUUGAUCGGUUCCGGGACGUGGUCUGCUUUUCGUUUCAGCAUGCACCUCAAAACAUUCUCGAAUAUUCCGGUAUCGCCUGGCCGAAUAUGCGAAUCUUUGGAAGGGCUGCAAAAAGGUCAUCGCGACCACCGCCAAUUGGCAGCCGUUUACCACCAGCCACUGCUCAUGAAUCUCAUUCGCAUUCUCCUCGGCGAGUUCCUGACGCAGCGCCCUCAGACAGACCAUCAUCCAGGGAGUUCAAGCCAUUUCAAAACUUGCUGAAGGCGGAGACGUUUUCUGAUCUAAAGUCUGAUUCAGUGACGAAGCUGAGUAUGUUGACUGCUACCAGAAAGGUGUCACCUACUAGCAGUGUAGACGGUGAAGAUCCUUUUCUUGACCCAUUGCGCACCAGGAGGUACUGGAGGAAGCAGAUGAGGUCCAGCAGCCACGAUAUGCCCAUGUUUGACUAUACUUCCACCAACAGCGGAGCUCCCACGGAGAUGUCGGGGCUUAGCUUCCCGAAGGCCAACUUUCUCAAGCAUAUGCGUGAGGCCAAUCCAGAAGAGAUUGUGGAAGCCCUCAGUCCACUACGGAAGGAGCGACUGCUUGAGGUCUUAAGCGCAUCACAAAGUCCUGUUCGAGGUCCCCAUCCUCCAACCAACACCCCAAGUGGAACCGUACAUGGCAGCCGUACACACCCGCCGAUCGACAGACUCACUGCACUUCUCGCACCCUCAGGGCACGCUAGUUUACAGGGCAACAUUGAAGAAGAGCUCUGGGUUAAAGCUCUAACUAAGCGCGACAGCAGUAAUGAACCUGGAUCAGAAGACAGUCGCACCUACGGGGAAGAAAGAUACAGCAAGAUCGAUAACUGCUCUAAACUGGCGUUGAGCUCCAGCGAAACUGCUAGACGAGGCAGCCUGACUCAGGCAGAAAGUAGAUCAUCUUCGCUACGUGUCACUAGACAGAGGUCGUUGUCGAACGUUCCAAAACGCAAACUUGGGUCACUGUCGCCUUCGAUCAAAAUCAGCACUCCUGUGAAUACGAUUCAUGUUAUGAUUGACUCUACCCCAGCUUCACCAAGAGGACGGAAGGCAUCGGGGGAGAAUGGUGGUUGA
Exophiala spinifera is the source of this 1611-nucleotide messenger RNA. RefSeq lists its product as uncharacterized. The coding region runs from base 1 to 1611 and encodes 536 amino acids. Lineage: Eukaryota; Fungi; Ascomycota; Eurotiomycetes; Chaetothyriales; Herpotrichiellaceae. The record is from RefSeq and is a predicted model, not a curated record. The transcript has 5 exons.